Camellia sinensis is the source of this 528-nucleotide messenger RNA. The record is from RefSeq and is a predicted model, not a curated record. NCBI's taxonomy places the organism in Eukaryota, Viridiplantae, Streptophyta, Magnoliopsida, Ericales, Theaceae.
UUUAAGGUCAAGAGCAGUAUUCCUAUGAAGAUCCAAUCACAGAAUUUUUGGCAUGUGUAUAUGUCAAUUAUGAUUUUGAUGCCGCCCCAAAAAAGAUGCGAGGGUGUGAAGAAGUGAUAUUGAAUGACCCAUUCCUCGGCAAACGAGUGGAAGAAGGCAACUUUUCAACUGUACCAGUGAGGGACGAGUUCCUUGAAAAUGCCGUCUUUUUAUCUUUGAGACUUAUUGCCGAAUACAUCAGCGCAUUGACAUGGGGGUUCUUGCAGAAAAACUAAAUUUGAAUUAUGAUGAGGCUGAGAGAUGGAUUGUGAAUCUUAUCCGAACCUCAAAGCUUGAUGCUAAGAUUGAUACAAAGUCGGGAACUGUUAUCAUGGAACCUAAUCAUCCUAAUGUGUAUGAGCAGUUAAUAGACCACACCAAGGGACUGUCAGGACGUACUUACAAACUAGUUACUCAGCUUCUGGAACAUGCACAGGCACAGCCUGCUCGAUAAAUUUGGUAUUGAAGUUGCUACUCAUUUAUUAAGGG